AUGGAGGCGAUGGCAGCCAGCACUUCUCUACCUGACCCAGGUGACUUUGACCGGAAUGUACCUCGGAUCUGUGGAGUAUGCGGAGACCGAGCCACGGGCUUCCACUUCAAUGCCAUGACCUGUGAAGGCUGCAAAGGCUUCUUCAGGCGGAGCAUGAAGAGGAAGGCCCUGUUCACCUGUCCCUUCAAUGGAGACUGCCGAAUCACCAAGGACAACCGCCGCCACUGCCAGGCCUGCCGGCUCAAACGCUGUGUGGACAUUGGCAUGAUGAAGGAAUUCAUCCUAACAGACGAGGAGGUGCAGCGUAAACGGGAGAUGAUCAUGAAGAGGAAAGAGGAAGAAGCCUUGAAGGACAGUCUGAGGCCGAAGUUAUCGGAGGAACAGCAACGCAUCAUAGCCAUCCUGCUGGAGGCCCACCACAAGACCUAUGACCCCACCUAUGCUUACUUCAAGGAUUUCCGGCCUCCGGUUCGUGCGGAUGGGAGUGAGGAGAGCUAUCCUGAAAGACCCACAUUCAGCUUCUCCGGGGUGUCCUCCUCCUCCUCCAGCUCCGAUCUGUACACCACCUCACUAGACAUGAUGGAACCGUCCAACUUUUCCAACCUGGAUCUGAAUGAAGAGGACUCUGAUGACCCCUCUGUGAGCCUGGAUCUCUCGCAGCUCUCCAUGCUGCCUCACCUGGCGGACCUGGUCAGCUACAGCAUCCAAAAGGUCAUCGGCUUUGCCAAGAUGAUCCCCGGAUUCAAGGAUCUCACCUCUGACGACCAGAUUGUACUGCUCAAGUCAAGCGCCAUUGAGGUUAUCAUGUUGCGCUCCAACCAGUCUUUCACCAUGGAUGACAUGACUUGGGACUGUGGCACCCAGGACUACAAGUAUGAUAUCACUGACGUCACCAAAGCUGGGCACACCCUGGAGCUGAUUGAGCCCCUCAUAAAGUUCCAGGUGGGGCUGAAGAAGCUGAACUUACACGAGGAGGAACAUGUCCUACUCAUGGCCAUUUGUAUCGUCUCCCCAGACCGACCUGGGGUCCAAGAUGCCAAGCUGGUUGAAGCCAUUCAGGACCGCCUUUCCAACACGCUGCAGACCUAUAUCCGCUGCCGCCACCCACCGCCAGGCAGCCACCAGCUCUACGCUAAGAUGAUCCAGAAGCUGGCUGACCUGAGAAGCCUCAAUGAGGAACACUCCAAACAGUAUCGCUCCAUCUCCUUCCAGCCCGAGAAUAGCAUGAAGCUCACACCCCUUGUGCUGGAGGUGUUUGGCAAUGAGAUCUCCUGA
This is a messenger RNA of Microtus ochrogaster (prairie vole), 1275 nucleotides long. RefSeq names its product vitamin D receptor (gene Vdr). NCBI's taxonomy places the organism in Eukaryota, Metazoa, Chordata, Mammalia, Rodentia, Cricetidae. Gene Ontology annotation, molecular function: zinc ion binding; vitamin D response element binding; nuclear receptor activity. Gene Ontology annotation, cellular component: nucleus. Gene Ontology annotation, biological process: cell differentiation; positive regulation of transcription by RNA polymerase II; multicellular organism development. The record is from RefSeq and is a predicted model, not a curated record.